Aptenodytes forsteri (emperor penguin) is the source of this 675-nucleotide messenger RNA. Its product is annotated as mothers against decapentaplegic homolog 6-like. Gene Ontology annotation, biological process: regulation of transcription by RNA polymerase II; anatomical structure morphogenesis; cell differentiation. The transcript is spliced from 4 exons. The coding region runs from base 1 to 675 and encodes 224 amino acids. Gene Ontology annotation, cellular component: heteromeric SMAD protein complex. Gene Ontology annotation, molecular function: transcription regulator inhibitor activity; I-SMAD binding. The record is from RefSeq and is a predicted model, not a curated record. NCBI's taxonomy places the organism in Eukaryota, Metazoa, Chordata, Aves, Sphenisciformes, Spheniscidae.
AUGUUCCGCUCACGCCGUGCCGGGCUGGUGAGGCGGCUGUGGCGGCAGCGCUGCGCAGCUGAGCCCACCGUGCCCUGGUGCUGCCUGCGCCGGCUCGACACCAGCCUCUCGCGGAGCACCAUUAAGGAUGGCUACUGGUGCAAACUGGCUUACUGGGAGCACCGGACGCGCGUGGGCCGCCUCUACGCUGUGCACGAGGCCUCGGUGAACGUCUUCUGCGAGCUGCCACGGGGCAGCGGGUUCUGCCUGGGCCAGCCGCCCCCCCCCCGCAGCCGUGCUGUCCGGCGGGCGCGUGGCAAAAUCGGCCGGGGGUUGCUGCUGAGCCGGGAGCCAGGCGGCGUGUGGGCUUACAAUCGCAGCGAGCACCCCAUCUUCGUCAGCUCGCCCACCCUGGGGCCCCCCGGCGCCCGCGGGCUCACCGUCCUCAAGGUGCUGCCCGGCUACUCGGCAAAGGUGUUCGACUACGAGCGGGCAGGGGGCACAGGGGGCCACCAGGGCGAGCAGCAGUUUGCGGCCAGCGCGGGCGCGUGGGUGGUUGCGACACCCCCAGGGUGGGGGGGACGUGGUGACUCACCCCAGCGGGGCCUGGCCACCAGCGGGAACCCUGAGUCAGGGCUGCGUGCCCAUGCCGUGCCCCUCCCUGCCCGCCUCGCCCACCUUAUCUCCCGCCCUUAG